Seminavis robusta is the source of this 4202-nucleotide messenger RNA. NCBI's taxonomy places the organism in Eukaryota, Bacillariophyta, Bacillariophyceae, Naviculales, Naviculaceae. The record is from the annotation of a GenBank genome assembly.
GAACUAAUGAAAAGUCACUUCAAAAGACUAAAGCUCGCUCCAGUACAGUCCUCACCUUUCCCAUUCUUUGGUAAAGAUUAGAACACAGACGGUUUGGAGAGCAAGCAAAGAGGUUGACAGACCUAUCAUAGUGCUGGCUAGCUAGCUAGUAGUAGCAUACAUCAGUCAAUCGAUCAGAGAGAGGUACCAUGGAGAAAACAGAUGAAGGGUUGAAUGGUGGUAGCGGUGGCAAUUUGCCAGAGGAUGUGUUGGAGUACCUGACCACCUGCAAUGGCGACGAUUCGGAUGACGACAACCAUAGCCAUCAUAGUAGGCACAGUAGUAGAAGACUCGCCGGCAAUGACGCCGCGAACAAGAAGAAGCAGAAGAAGGACAAAGACAAAGACGAAAAGGAAAAAGAGUUGAAACACAAGAAGGAAAAGUGCGGCACAGGUGUCGUGCUGCAGCAGCGACUUCCUGCUCCUCCCUCGUUGGGACGUCAGAGGGAUGUGACGGCCGCAUCCGAGGCGGCGGCUGGAGCAUAUAGUGUACGACCGGAACGGAGGUCGAGCAGUGCGAGCUUUGCUAGCACUGGUGACGACGAUGUUUCAUCAUCCGGCUCGGUUACCACCAAAGAAGAGAGUGAAGAGACACCAACCGAUAGUAGAGGUGAGCUGCCUGCCGUUGUCGCCGAGCUAGUCGAUGAAAACGAGUCUGAAGCUGCUCGACAGGAGAUUGAUCGACUCAAGAGAGAGCUUGAGGAACUCCGACAAGGUCAACAGCAGCAAAGUGCGGAAAUUGUCACGGCAGAACCCAUUCCUGAUGUACAGCCCAUGGCGGCGAGCACGGAAUUCAGCACUACUUCCAGUCAUGGUUUGGACCGGACUUCGUUUCCUCUCUUGGGCUUUCCAGAGGCUGCUGACAAAACGCGUACCCCAGGAAACAAAACACGGAUUGAUACGCACCAAAAGCUGGCAUUGGAUUCCUUGGGACAUCUUUACGGGCGGGAGACACAGGUGGCACUCCUAAGCGGUGCCUUUCACAGCUUCCUGGAGCCGACCCCGACCAAGGACGUGGUGACGGUACGUGGAGAAAGUGGUACGGGCAAGUCGGUUCUCUCCAAAAAAGUAGAAGAGUUCCUGCAGCAGAACGACAAUGACAAUAGAGGCUUGUGUGUCACGGGCAAGUUUGAUGACGUACCGCGAGAUGCUGCCGAACCAUACUCUGCCAUUGCCAAAGCUUGCGAAAUGCUCUGUCAGACGCUACUGAUACGGAUGCGCGAUGAUGCCAAUGACUAUGGCGAUUUGCCUCAUCGUAUGCGGGAGUCACUCAACAAUGAUGACAUCGACCUCUUGCUGGCGCUCAUGCCCAGUCUGCAAACUAUUGUCGGAGGAGGAGGAGACGGCUUUUCAAAUGGCAGCAUCAAUUUCUUGGAAGUGAAGAGCCGUUUCCAACAUGCAUUCAAACAAUUCAUUCGGUUCGUUUGCUCUGUGGCGCCUAUAGUGCUCAUCUUGGAAGAUUUGCAGUGGGUAGAUCAAGGCUCGCUGGACAUUCUUGAAUGCUUGCUCAAGAACGAUGAUCAAGGAGCACAGUCGUCCAUACUGCUGCUCAUGAAUUAUCGAGACGAUGAAGUGGAUGCGGAUCAUCGUUUUGCCAAGUUUUUGGGCAUUCUCAAGGAGCAGCAAGCGGCAGACAGCCAAUUGCAAAUGACGGACAUACGUCUCGAAGGGCUAUCCGAAGAAGACGUGGAGGAUCUGUUGAAACGUCUUCUUGAGGGCAGAGAAGACGAAGGAAACAUGAAGCUUCUGGCUGAAUGUGUUCAUAGCAAGACAGCGGGAAAUCCAUUCUAUUUGAAGCAAUUCCUUGCCUCGCUGGAAACCGAUGGACUCUUGAUGUUCAACUCCGAAUCGGACAGCUGGGUGUUUGACGUGUCUCACAUCCAAAAGGCCACUCAGGCGACGGACAAUGUCCUCACGCUACUGACUAAGAAACUCCGAAAGCUCUCCCCUCUCAUACAAGCUGUUCUUCCUCGAUUGGCUUGCCUUGGGCCUCGUUUCGCUACUACAACGGCUCAUUUGGUCCUGGACCACGUGACGCAGGAGUGCGAUGAACACUCUAACUGCAAUGAGAGCAUAAUCGACGUGCUCUUGACGUGCCAACAAGAGGGCCUCAUUGUUGAUUGUGGCGGCAACACAACGUGGGAGUGGAGCCACGACAAGGUCAAGGAAACCGCAUUUCUGCUCGUCGAAAACAAAGACAAGCUUGAUCACAUCAAGUAUGGUCUAGGCCAAGCCCUCUUAGAAAGAGUCCCCAAGCAAGAGCUUGAAAGCAAUCCACAAGCAUCCUUUGUAAUUGUCAAUUUGUUGAACUCCAGAGCACAUCUGCUGGCAAAGGAUAAUCCAAAGCGAGUGGAAUUUGCAAAGCUGAAUUUGAAUGCGGGCAAGUCUUCGAUGAGGUCGUCGGCAUCCCACGGCGCGGCUCAGUAUCUGAAACACGGUAUCGCACUACUCCCUGCCGAACAGGGAAGGUGGGCACCCACGUAUCUGGAUCUUUCCUUGGCACUGUACGCAACGGCGGCGGAGGCACAAUAUUGCAUUGGUUGCCAUGAGCAAGUGAAGGAACUCUGUGAUGAGGUCUUGGCUCAACCAAGCCUUCCCUUGCUGAAGAAGCGACGAUUGUACAAUGUUCAAAUUCACUCUCUGGCCUCGCAGGCUAAAAUGGCCGAAGCCACAGAUUUGGUAUUGAAAGUGCUCAGCAAGAUUGGAUACAAACCUCCGAAGCUUGGAAGAGGCUUGUUGUCAAUGUCAGGGAUCGUCAGCAUGUCCAUGACGGUGGACAAGACAAUAGGCAAGUUGGAGCGUUUGAAACCCAUGGAAGAUGAGGAGAAGAAGUGGGGAAUCUACUUGCUUGAUCGAUUGGCGUCGUACAGCUACCAGUGUGAUGCUAGUCUCUUCCCGCCCGCUAUCACCAAAGCGCUUGAUUGGACAGUGAAGCAUGGCAGAGCCGAAACGACAUCACCUCUUCUCGCAACCAUUGCCCUGAUUUUGGCAGGGUCCUUCAGUGAUUUCGCUGGUGCCAAGAAGUAUGCUGAUCUUGCCAUCAAGUACAUGACACCCAGUGUUAAGGCUCAAACUUAUUUCAUGUGCUAUCAGUUUGUUUAUCAUUAUCAAACGCCCAAUCACGUUUGUAUUCGACGUCUAAACGAAGCUUUGGAAACCGGCAUCAAGUCUGGCAAUUUGGAGUCAGCUUUCUAUGCCGGAUAUUGUGCUCUGGAGGCACAAUUCCAUACAGGAAGGAACUUACAACUGCUCUUGGAAGACUGCAAAGCAUAUGCACACCGGACCGACAGUUACGGUCAAGAGAUGAUAGGUUGGAGCCUGUCGCCUGUUUGGCAACUCGCAGAGAACUUGUCGAGAAUCGAGUCCAACGGGGCCAUCCUCACGGGCAGCACAAUGGACGAGGAGGAAUUCAAGCAACGAACCGAACCGUACGCGCACUUUGGGGUACUACUGAACCGUAUCAAGACUACGGCAGCAUUCUGGUUUGACGAUCACGAGCGGGUUGUGCAGCUUAUGGAGGAAUGUGGCUACCACAAGUUUUCUAUAGAGAAGGCAACUCCGGCAACCAACGGUAUCGGCGUUGUCUACUUUCACUGUGCCCUGUCGUGUCUCUCUCUCGUUCACCAAGACAAGAAGAAACAUCGACCCCACAAGCAGCAAGCGAAGAAAAUCCUCAAGAAGUUGAAGGAGUGGGUGAACAAGGGGAAUCCGAACGUACAGCAUUACGAGUCUUUGUUGGAAGCCGAGCUUGCCUCUUGCAGCAGUAGGCAGCCACUCAUUGUAGCUUCGAAGCACUAUGAUUGCGCCAUCAUGCUAGCGGGACGUCUUGGCUUAGCCAACGACUACGGUCUAGCACAGGAACGAUUCGGUGAUCAUUUUCUCAGGCAUGGUGACCAAGAUGGUGCCAGGCAUCAUUACAGUUUGGCCUUAGAAUCGUACGAGAAAUGGGGCGCAACAUCAAGGUUGAAUUUGUUGCAAGCAAGGACGGAGCUUGCAAGGGGGUAGAUCCAUCCGUUGCCGCGACAUCUUCGGGUCGUUUCGCUUGUCCUUGCAUCGCUUUCGUAGAAGGCAGAGAUAAAUCACAAUAGCCGUACAUUGUACAAUAGAAAUUAAACAACUUGAACACUGAAACUUUUACUGGCUAGUUAACAAAGCGAAACAUCC